This is a messenger RNA of Lycium ferocissimum, 1228 nucleotides long. RefSeq names its product nuclear transcription factor Y subunit A-7-like. The transcript has 6 exons. The coding region runs from base 167 to 787 and encodes 206 amino acids. Gene Ontology annotation, cellular component: CCAAT-binding factor complex. NCBI's taxonomy places the organism in Eukaryota, Viridiplantae, Streptophyta, Magnoliopsida, Solanales, Solanaceae. Gene Ontology annotation, biological process: regulation of transcription by RNA polymerase II. Gene Ontology annotation, molecular function: RNA polymerase II cis-regulatory region sequence-specific DNA binding; DNA-binding transcription factor activity, RNA polymerase II-specific. The record is from RefSeq and is a predicted model, not a curated record.
AACAACAGUUCCAAACUUGCCCAGCUGCUGCCAACACACCAUAAAGCUCUGAGAAACAAAACAACACCAAACACAGAAAGCUACAGAUAUUAAACCACUUGUGCUCUAUAGCUGAAGCUCUCCCAAUUAGGUUUGUUAAUUUGGGAAUUCUGUGGCAAGCAGCGUCAUGACGUCCUCGCUUCAUUAUCAUUCAGAUGGUAGUGAGAGUGAACAGCCAGAGAAUCAUAGCGAGUCUUCAUCCCCUGCAACUGGAAUGUCUGUCCCUGGCACCAUAGCACCAAAUAUGCACUAUGUGAUGCCCACUCAACUUGGCAAUGGAAAUGAUAUGUUGCAGGCUCAAACAGCUUAUCCUUAUCCAGACCCGUACUACCGGAGCAUCUUUGCACCAUACGAUGCACAGCCUUAUCCUACACAACCUUAUCCAGCACAACCAAUGGUUCACGUUCAGCUAAUGGGAAUUCAGCAAGCUGGUGUUCCUUUGCCAUCAGACGCAAUAGACGAACCUGUUUUUGUCAAUGCAAAACAGUAUCAUGGCAUCUUGAGGCGUCGACAAUCUCGCGCGAAGGCUGAGUCAGAAAGGAAACUUCUGAAAGCUAGGAAGCCCUACUUGCAUGAAUCACGUCAUUUGCAUGCAUUGAAAAGAGCAAGAGGAUGUGGGGGUCGUUUCCUGACAGCAAAUAAAACUGAUAACCAGCAGAAACAGGAUGAAUCUGGUGAUAAAUCACAGGUCAACAUUAAUCACAAGUCUGGAAAAGACGAGGUUGCUUCUUCAGAGAAUGCCUCUUGAUUUUUUGCAACAAUGCAAUAUCAAGGACUUUGUGGACCAUAGAAACAGCAUGCUUUCGUCAAAGUGAAACUGUGGUAGCUGGGGAAAAUCUGGGUGAUAAUGGUGUUCUGUAUGUUUAUCUCAGUGUAGAAAGAUCAGAAUAGGCUACUUGUUUGAUAGUUACAAAGUGGUCGCUGGACGUAUAUUCUUAAAAUAUUGUCUUUCUUAGCUUCGUUUGUAGACAGUCUUUGUUGUCCUUUUGUAAUUACUUUGUGAUUAAUUCAACUGUAGCUUAUAUCGAGUCAGAAAGUAGAGUUACUUAUAAUGUUUGACAUGUGCAUGUUAAUUUAGGAAGGUAAGCUUGUAAUGCUGCUAGUUGAUGGAUCUUAUUUUUUUAACAUCAAUGCAUUCUGUGUCAAUAUAUCUGUUAUAAGGAAGGUCCACUGUGAUUUCUGGUUCUUA